UUUUAGUUCCGUGGUCCCCAAGAAUGCUGUACAGCGGCAGAUUCAUUUCACUUUAGUGGGGAUAAAAUAAUAUUGUUGCAAUGAUAACUCGCAAUGAGUAGUAGAAAGGAGCGUAGGCGAUAAGGGAGGCAAAACGAUAACGCAGAAAGAAACUGAUGCGCACGCAACCAACGUAUACAUGUCCACGUUCGUGCACGCUGCCGCUGGAAGGGGUUGCAAGAGGGUGGCGAACGGCGGCUCGGUCAGAUAGGAAGGGUGCAGUCGCCUCAGACGUCUGCUCAAUCCUACUCUCGCGCCGAACCUUCCCUUUAAGCUUCUCAUUAUUCGUUUUCAUACAUUAUCCGGUUUGUUCGAAUUUCAUCCCUUAUCGAUACCCGCGGCAAUGGCUUUGGACGCGAAUGAGAAGAGCUACAUCCUGGACGCGAGGAACAACUACGAGGACGGUGGCAGUCUCGGUUCAGAGGAAUCUUACGAUGAUAUGAGGCAACUGGUCGGGGACAAGAAGGAAGAAUCCGGGAAAUUCAAUAGUCUACCGCUGGCCAGUUUUAAUUUCAUCAAUUCCAUUAUCGGCAGUGGUGUCAUCGGGAUACCGUAUGCUCUACAUCAGGCUGGAUUCGGCCUCGGUAUAAUGUUAUUAAUUCUGGUAGCUGCUCUCACUGACUAUUCUUUAAUAUUAAUGGUCAGGAGCGGUAACAUCUGCGGCGAGAUGAGCUACCAAGGUUUGAUGAGGGCAAGCUUCGGUCGUACCGGAUUUUAUAUUCUCACAACAUUGCAGUUUAUUUAUCCAUUCAUAGGUAAAUAUCUUUAAUGACAUUUAUAGUGAGCGCAAGUCGUAUAAAUGCACUUUGCAAGUUAAUGGUUAUCUUGAUUAUUUGAAAAUAAAGGUUAAAUAAAAUAUUAGGUGAUGUGUAAUCAGAAAUUUAAGAAAAUUGCUAUUCGUCGAAGUCUGAAAUAAAAAUGAUAAGGGCCCGACUUUUGACCUUUUUAUUAGGAUCUCUAAUAAUUGAGAUACUCUAUAAAUAUAAUUAAGUUAUCAUGCAUAUACAAAGUUUCAUCAAAAUUGUUUGAUGUUGCUACGAGCUAUACUUAAGCGAUUGGAGAUAUAAAAAAUUGCAGUUUUUCACGAUUUGCGAUCUACAACUGAGAUAACUUGAAGAAUUUUUACACGUUUCGAUGUAUCUAACUUCUUUAUGCUUUCACGGAUUUGGGUGAAAUUUUAUACAUGCGUAUAACUUAGAUACCUCUAGCAACAAGAUGUUUUGUAUUAGAGUCCAAUCAAAAAGUUAAAAAUCAUUUAAUCAUUAUCCUUUUCCUUCGUGAUUUUGAAGAAAUAAUAAGUUUUUUCAAUUUUCAGUUGGGUAUUAUGUUAGUGAACUAGAUCUCCUAACGUCUCGAAGUAAAUUAAUUUAUUUGAUUUAAUAUUAGAAAGUACUAUUUCAU
Molecule: messenger RNA, 1440 nt
Organism: Ceratina calcarata
Lineage: Eukaryota; Metazoa; Arthropoda; Insecta; Hymenoptera; Apidae
Product: putative sodium-coupled neutral amino acid transporter 11
Exons: 5
Coding region: 383-808 (141 amino acids)
Biological process (GO): amino acid transmembrane transport
Cellular component (GO): membrane
Molecular function (GO): L-amino acid transmembrane transporter activity
Source: RefSeq, a predicted model, not a curated record